AUGAUGAUGUCACUGACUCUACUGCUGGGCACCCUAGGGCUCCUUGUUCAGGGAUCAUCAGGAGAAAUCAUCCUGACUCAGUCUCCUGGAUCUCACUCUGCUGCUCCAGGACAGACUGUCUCCAUCAGAUGUAAAGCCAGUUCAAGUAUGAAUAGCUACCUCAGCUGGUACCUUCAGAAACCUGGAGAAGCUCCUAAACUCCUGAUUUAUGAUGCUACAAACCGUCAGUCUGGAGAUUAUGAUCGUUUUAGUGGAGGUGGAUCUGGGACUGAUUUCACAAUGACCAUCAGUAGAGUUCAGACUGAAGAUGCAGGAGUUUAUUAUUGUCAGCAGCGUAAAAGCUACCCUUUCACACACCAGAUGACAAGAUAUUUAUACUGGGGCACUUUCUCUAUGCAUGUGACAUUCGCAGAAACAAUAUUGCGGGAUUCAAUGACUUUGAUCUCCGUCCUCAUCUGGACUCUCCUCUGCUGCUGCUUCACAGAGUCCAGAGGCCAGGUCACAGUGACUCAACCUGCAGCAGUGAGAUCUGCUCUGGGAGGAUCUGCAACCAUCAGCUGUAGGACCAGUCAGAAUGUUCAUGUGUGGAACAACAAACACUGUUUAGCCUGGUACCAACAGAGAGAUGGAGAAACUCCUAAACCGCUCAUAACUUAUGCUACCACUCAAGUAUCAGGCAUUCCAGGUCGUUUUACAGGCAGUGGAUCAAACUCCGACUUCACUCUGACCAUCAGUGGACUUCAGGCUGAAGAUGCAGCAGUUUAUUACUGUCAGAGUCUUCACAGUGGACCAGUGUUCACACAGUGA
This is a messenger RNA of Scomber scombrus (Atlantic mackerel), 807 nucleotides long. RefSeq lists its product as uncharacterized. The transcript is spliced from 5 exons. Lineage: Eukaryota; Metazoa; Chordata; Actinopteri; Scombriformes; Scombridae. The coding region runs from base 1 to 807 and encodes 268 amino acids. The record is from RefSeq and is a predicted model, not a curated record. Gene Ontology annotation, biological process: immune response; immunoglobulin production.